AGCGAACCCACGAGAUCGUACGUCGGCCAACUGGAACACCGUAGCGGGCGAGAGUCUUCCAGGAAGUCGUCCUUCCACCACCGUCUGCUGAAAGCAUCAUCCACUCGAUCGACGAGACUCGCUCGUAAAUCGCGCACACCAGCACAGGCUAACGUGUUCGAAGAAUCUCGAAGCGAAGCCAGAGUAAAGCGAAAUCCUGAAGAGAGCAGGUCCGACCUCUGGUUCGUGGGAAGACGAAAUUCACUUUCGACGAGUAGUCUGAAUAAACGCGAACCAGCGGACCGGUCGCGAGCCACGAGACUCGGCGAGCGACACGAGGCUCGUCGAUCGAGCGGUUGCGCUGCAGCUGCAACGAUUUCGAGACAGCUGCGACGCGCUUCCGCGGAGGGUGGCGGAGACCGUGGGCAAUCACGAGGGCGCCGAUCGUCCGCGAAGGUGACAGAAGACGGGCGAACGGUUGCGGCGACGGAGCAGACGAAGGAAGAAACGACGAGGCUGGAAACGAAGGAGGUGGAGGGUGAAAGUGUCGGCGACGAGAGUAGUGGUGGUAGUGGUGGUGGUGGUGGUGUUAUCAGCGACGACAGUGGAACUAUCAACGAACACGGCGACUGUAGUAGUGGUCAGAAAAAUAAUAACAGUGCCAACAGCGGCGUUAGUGUCAAUGGUGUUAGUGGAGGUGGUGGUAGUGGUGGUGGAUUGUCGUGCAGGGGUGGCACGUUACGACUUCUAAGGGGACUGGUGGAGGGCCCGAUAGGCAGGGUGGCCGCACGAGUGCACCGUUGGGGAACGACAGGAGGGGUCAAUCCCUCUGCACCCUCAGAACGGGAAUGUCCCGGCGGAGAGGGCACCCCCCGUCGGAACGUCCUCGACGCCACGAAGAAUCGCCGGCUGAUGGGCGCCAACCUCACUAAGCAGAGCAGGGUGAGUCGCUCGAGAGGGGUAGUCGCGUAGGUUGCCGCUUCUUUUGGUUGCCGAUGACACGCGUACUUCAUCUGUAUCUUCUCUCGUCCUUCUUUUUCUUUUCUCUUUUCUUUCCUCCUUCCUUUCUUUCUUUUUUUUUUUCUUUUUUUCUUUUGACAGCAUAAUGGGAGGAAUAUG
This is a messenger RNA of Heterotrigona itama, 1098 nucleotides long. NCBI's taxonomy places the organism in Eukaryota, Metazoa, Arthropoda, Insecta, Hymenoptera, Apidae. The record is from the annotation of a GenBank genome assembly.